AUGCUUGUCGCAGUCCUCCUCUCCCUUGCUGUCGAGCAGGUCUCCUCCACAGCUCUACCGUUGUCGUUACACCGGCGCUCCUUCGAUGCUGUGAACGGUAUCAUACUCGCCAGCGGAAAGCCUGAUAAUAGCGGUGGGCACGGGAAAGACCCUAUCAGCGAGUGGUCUUCGACCAUCGGAAUAGUCACUGCGAUUGUAGGGAACGUCCUGAUUUCACUUGCUCUGAAUAUCCAGCGAUAUGCCCAUGUUCGUAUUGAACGAGAAUAUGAAGGGAACAUACUGCGUCUGAGGGCAGAGUGGAAACGGUCAUCACCCAGGCUAGAGGGUCGCUCGAGUAGCCAUAAUUAUGGGACGGUGGAUGGAGAAAAUACCCAUGGCCAGGAAGACAUCAAUACAUCUCGGUAUACUGAUGACCCAGAGGAAGAACAACGAUCACGCAAGGCUCACACUAAUGGAAAUGGAUAUACCAAUGCUCAAAGUCAGAACAACCAAUCUGUAGAUGAUGAGGAAGCGGAUGAUCCACUACAAGACUCGUUUCUCUCCGACCGGACGGCCACAUCGUUUGAGAAGAGCAUUGCAGGUGUUGACAGGAAGUCAUAUCUUCGCUCGUCAUACUGGUGGGCUGGGAUCAUACUGAUGACUGUGGGAGAGGCUGGGAAUUUCCUGGCCUACGGGUUUGCUCCAGCUUCUAUCGUUUCGCCCUUAGGCGUCGUCGCACUUGUGUCGAACUGUGUUAUUGCGCCGUUUAUGCUCAAGGAGAGAUUCCGCCAGCGGGAUUUCAUGGGAGUUGUGAUUGCUGUUACUGGGGCAGUUAUUGUCGUUUUAAGUGCAAAAACGUCUGAAAACAAAAUCGGCCCAGAUGAGAUAUGGGAUAUGAUCACUCGUUGGGAAUUUGAGACAUAUCUGGGGAUUACGGUAAUUUUGAUCAUUGCCUUGAUGUCGAUAAGCAGAAAAUACGGGAGGAAGACCAUUCUGAUUGAUAUCGGCCUUGUUGGCUUAUUUGGCGGGUAUACAGCUUUGUCGACCAAGGGCGUAUCCUCUCUGCUCUCAAAUACCCUUUGGCAUGCAAUUACAUUCCCCAUAACCUAUGUCCUUGUGGCUGUACUGGUAUUGAGUGCAGUGAUGCAAAUUCGAUAUAUCAACCGCGCACUUCAACAUUUUAACUCGACGCAGGUUAUCCCAACUCAGUUCGUGCUUUUCACUUUGUCGGUCAUUAUGGGAAGUGCCAUAUUAUACCGUGACUUCGAAUCUGCAACUGGAGAACGGGUUGCAAAGUUCGUUGGUGGUUGUGUCUUGACCUUCUUUGCAGUCUAUCUCAUCACCAGCGGAAGGGCCCAGAAGGAAGACGAUUCGGAAUCAGAGCCGGAAAGUGAUGAGGAGGAAGCCAUCGGUCUUCAAAACGAUGAACCCUACAGGGAUUAUGUUGACUGGCAAGGAGAUGGUGCGCCAAUGCCUAAUAACCAGAACACUGAUACCACUGGUAGGUUUACACACACAAAGCCGUCUCCGUCACGCUCACUCCAGAGCCUCGAGGAGGUUUAUAACGAAUCUGAAGAAGAUGAUGGUGGACAGCUGACUCCGCGUGCCCGGAUGUCUACGUCCCCUGGCUCAUUACUGCCUCCUAUUUCAAGCGCCUCUUCUAUCUUAGAUCCAUCUCCGCUACCUGCCUCUAAUAAUCCCUGGGCGACACCUACCCAUGAGAGAGAGGAGCCAGACUACAGCAUCACGACAGCCGACAAGGAUACCACAGCCCAUAAUACAGACGUAUACCCACCCCCAACAAAUGUAGUCUUGCAGUUCCCUGCUGCUCCUGGUGCUACGGAUUCGCCGCCUCGAUUUUCACCUCCUCAAAAUGGCCCACAGACACCGCAAGGAAGCCCCCGUCGCCGCUCGCCAACCAGAGCAGAGUACGGCAGCAACAAGCUAUCUGGACAGCCUCUACGUACUUCUGGCCCAGCACAUCGAAAUUCCCUCUCUCGAUUUUCCCCUGGCCCUCUCCUACCUCCGCUAUCAGGCGGGUUAAGUGCUGUUGUUGCAGACUCACUACGACGGGGAGAAGGGUCCCCCCAACAACACCGAAAGAGCAUGCGUGGAAGCGCCAGACAAAAGUCUAAAACCAGAGUACGGCCUGGUAUCCCCCUUUACCUUGACCCUACGCUAGAUCCUCGCCCAGUGGUCGAAGUUGAAAAUGAGACGAUUGGCAUCCUCGCUCGUCCGAGAGAUAGCCCCAAAAUAUCACGAUCAACUUCCACGACAGGCCCCGAGGCUCUACCGGGCGAACAGCAGCGGAUCAGAAGCCUAAGUGAUUCAUGGAGUGGCGGCCUUUUGAACUUUGGAGGGACCUUACGGCUUCCUGGCCGUCGAUCAAAGGGCAAGCUUCCUGAGAAUCCUUCCGAUGAGCCUUCCAACCGUCCAGCCCACCCAUAA
Messenger RNA from Microsporum canis CBS 113480, 2427 nucleotides. RefSeq names its product non-imprinted in Prader-Willi/Angelman syndrome region protein 1. Bases 1 to 2427 code for a protein of 808 amino acids. Lineage: Eukaryota; Fungi; Ascomycota; Eurotiomycetes; Onygenales; Arthrodermataceae. The transcript has 2 exons. Gene Ontology annotation, cellular component: membrane. Gene Ontology annotation, molecular function: magnesium ion transmembrane transporter activity. The record is from RefSeq and is a predicted model, not a curated record. Gene Ontology annotation, biological process: magnesium ion transport.